Molecule: messenger RNA, 1737 nt
Organism: Didymella exigua CBS 183.55
Lineage: Eukaryota; Fungi; Ascomycota; Dothideomycetes; Pleosporales; Didymellaceae
Product: calcium dependent mitochondrial carrier protein
Exons: 6
Coding region: 1-1737 (578 amino acids)
Biological process (GO): transmembrane transport
Molecular function (GO): calcium ion binding; ATP transmembrane transporter activity
Source: RefSeq, a predicted model, not a curated record
AUGGACGACAUAAAGACUGCCAGCGUCGCCGACGCGAGGGUGGACGAGCUGUGGACGACGCUUGAUUUGCGCAAGCAGGGCCAUUUGGACCUCGCCGGGCUGAAGAAGGGUCUGCGGAAGCUGGAUCACCCUCUGAAGAACGCAGAUGAGCUCCUGAAUGAGGUCAUGAAGGCGGUCGACGCGGACGGCAACGGCAAAAUCACAUACAAGGAGUUUCAUACAUUCGUCGAAGAAACGGAAAAAGAGCUACUAGCGCUCUUCCGCAGCAUUGACAACAACGGCGACGGCAAGCUCUCAAAAGACGAACUCCGCAGUGCGCUGCGACGUGCAGGUCUUGCGGUCCCAAACACCAAGCUCGACACCUUCUUCUCCGAAGUGGACACCAACGGAGACGGACACAUCAGCUUCGAGGAAUGGCGCGACUUCUUGCUAUUCAUACCCGUCAAUGCGCCGAACCUCCAGGCGGUCAUGUCCUACUUCAACGCCACACUAAAAGUCAAUUCAGAGGGCGACGUCCUCGUGAACGAUGACACCAUACACGGAUUAGGUACUUCAAAGCGUUUUCUUCACUUCUUUCUUGGUUCCCUGUUUCUCGUCGCGAAGACGCCGCCCUAUGGCUUUACAUCAGAUCGCGUCGUACCGUUGGACAUGACACGCGCUCCAAACUCUGCCAUUUCGCAAGAACUCCCGCCACGUUUCGACGACGGGGAGAUUGACGCUCCCCUUGUCGAGUCGCAAAGGGGGCUAAUCAUGAGCUUCGGAACCAUGCUGAUUGCUUGUGUUCCCAAUCCAGGCUACUUCGUGGCGGGAGGCAUUGCAGGCAUUGUAUCUCGCACAUCGACCGCGCCCCUCGACCGACUGAAAGUUUACCUCAUUGCGCAAACGGGCGCAAAGAAAGAAGUGGUGGCUGCAGCAAAGGGAGGAAACCUUUUCAAGAGCGCCGUACGCGCAUGGGAGCCGCUCGCCGUCGCCAUGAAGGAGCUCUGGCGGGCUGGCGGCAUGCGUAGUCUUUAUGCUGGAAACGGCUUGAAUGUCAUCAAGGUCAUGCCAGAGUCAGCGAUGAAGUUUGGCGCAUACGAGGCUACAAAACGUGCCUUUGCCAAGUUUGAAGGGCACAACGACCCGGCCGCCAUCCACUCCUGGUCCAAGUUCGCUGCAGGCGGAGUUGCGGGUAUGAUCUCGCAAUUCGCCGUCUACCCCAUCGACACGCUCAAGUUCCGCAUGCAGUGCGAGACGGUCGCUGGUGGACUCCACGGCAACCGCCUUAUAUGGGUCACAGCAAAGAAGAUGUGGCAGAGCGGAGGCGUCGUAGCUUAUUACCGCGGGCUGCCCAUGGGUCUCUUUGGCAUCUUCCCCUAUGCCGCGCUCGACCUGGGCACAUUCGAGUACCUCAAACGCUACGUGGCAAGGCGCAACGCGAAGAGGCUCGGCUGCCACGAAUCCGACGCGGAACCAGGAGGCUUCAUGACUGCAGCCAUCGGUGGCUUUUCCGGCGCAUUCGGCGCCAGCGCAGUGUACCCGCUGAACGUCCUGCGGACUCGACUCCAGAGUCAGGGCACCGUGCUGCACCCCAAGACAUACACGGGGAUCAUGGACGUGACACGGCAGACAAUCCAAGGCGAGGGCGUCCGCGGGUUAUUCAGAGGCCUGACGCCCAACCUGCUCAAGGUCGUGCCCGCCGUGUCCAUCACGUACGUUGUGUAUGACAAGUCGAAGAAAGCCCUGGACUUGCCUUGA